Molecule: messenger RNA, 495 nt
Organism: Cryptococcus amylolentus CBS 6039
Lineage: Eukaryota; Fungi; Basidiomycota; Tremellomycetes; Tremellales; Cryptococcaceae
Exons: 3
Coding region: 1-495 (164 amino acids)
Biological process (GO): transcription by RNA polymerase II
Cellular component (GO): RNA polymerase II, core complex
Molecular function (GO): protein dimerization activity
Source: RefSeq, a predicted model, not a curated record
AUGAAUCAGCCCAAUAGAAUAGACUCUUGGUUGUUGCAAGACGAUGAGAAGCCGUUGACCAUCACGGAAGACCCCAAACUGCCGAACGCUUCCACUGUGACGCUGCGGAGACAGGAUCACACUCUGGGCAACAUGAUUCGAGCCCAACUACUCCUAGACCCCACUGUCCUCUUCGCCGGCUACAAAGUCCCUCAUCCCCUCGAGAACGACAUUACCCUUAAAAUCCAAACCGACGAGCGCUCCAAUCCCGCCGAUGCUCUGAAACGCGCCUGCCACCUGCUCAUCCGCCAAACUAUGCAGGUCAAGACGCAGUUCCAGCAGCAGGCGAAGAAUAUCGAGAUGGGUAUGGGUCCAGAGCAGGCUCCCGUGGCUGGGGGCGCUGCUGGCCCUGGCGGGCAGGCAUACGACCCGUAUGGCGAUGGCUUUGGGAGAGAAGGAAAUGUGGUGGUCGGAGGCCAGGCCAGGGAACAGGGCCAGGAUGUCUAUGACUUCUAG